AAAUUAGAUUUAAUUCCAGCUUAUAAAUAUAAUGUCAACUGAGGAUUUCUAUUUGCGCUACUAUGUGGGUCACAAGGGAAAGUUCGGCCACGAGUUUCUCGAAUUCGAGUUCCGCCCGGACGGCAAAUUGCGGUAUGCAAACAAUUCCAACUACAAAAACGACACCAUGAUCCGUAAGGAGGCGUUUGUACACCAAUCGGUGAUGGAGGAGCUAAAGCGCAUUAUAAUUGACUCGGAAAUAAUGCAGGAAGACGACUGUCCUUGGCCGCCUCCAGAUCGCGUUGGGCGCCAGGAAUUGGAAAUUGUCAUUGGCGACGAACAUAUAUCGUUUACUACCUCUAAGACCGGCUCCUUGGUGGAUGUGAAUAGGUCAAAAGAUCCGGAAGGACUACGUUGCUUUUAUUACCUGGUGCAGGAUCUCAAGUGCUUAGUAUUUUCACUUAUCGGCUUGCAUUUCAAAAUUAAGCCCAUUUAAUAAAACAAAAGGCAUUGACACCAAUUAAGAAUAAA
Molecule: messenger RNA, 510 nt
Organism: Scaptodrosophila lebanonensis
Lineage: Eukaryota; Metazoa; Arthropoda; Insecta; Diptera; Drosophilidae
Gene: mago
Product: protein mago nashi
Exons: 2
Coding region: 32-475 (147 amino acids)
Biological process (GO): RNA splicing
Cellular component (GO): nucleus; exon-exon junction complex; catalytic step 2 spliceosome
Source: RefSeq, a predicted model, not a curated record